Komagataella phaffii GS115 is the source of this 795-nucleotide messenger RNA. RefSeq lists its product as uncharacterized. The transcript has a single exon. The record is from RefSeq and is a predicted model, not a curated record. Gene Ontology annotation, cellular component: mitochondrion. The coding region runs from base 1 to 795 and encodes 264 amino acids. NCBI's taxonomy places the organism in Eukaryota, Fungi, Ascomycota, Pichiomycetes, Pichiales, Pichiaceae.
AUGCUGUUGUCACAUACCAUGAUACUUCGAAGAGGAAUAUGCACUACUAAAAAGGCCCUGGCAGGUCACAGUAAGUGGGCCAAUAUUAAACAUGACAAGGCUAAAAAUGACCUGGAAAAGAACAGAAUAUCAUUCCGUAUGUCUCAACAAAUCACUGUCGCUGUUAAAAUGGGUGGAGCUGAUGUUGUAGGGAACCCAGCAUUGGCCACCGCUCUGGAAAAGGCCAAAGUGCAGAACGUAACCAAAAAAGUAAUUGAGAAUGCCAUCAAGAGAGGAACUGGAGAGCUAGGGGACAAGAAUAACGUGGAACAAUGUACAUAUGAAGGUAUUGCACCUGGAGGAGUUUCAGUUAUUGUCCAGGCGUUGACGGACAACAAGUCUAGAACAGUAGGUCUUGUCAAAGCCUGCUUCACCAAAUUUGGAUCCAAUUUGACUCCAACAGCUUAUUUAUUUGAGAAGAAAGGUUCUAUAGUCAUUGAUAAGGGAGAAGAUAGCAUCGAUCACGUAUUUGAAAAAUGCGUCGAUCUGGGUGCUCAAGACAUUAUAGAGGACGAAGAGAAUGAUCGACUCGUAGAAGUUGUGACAGAUCCCCAAGAUACGGGACGACUCGCCAAAGAGUUAAAAUCCAUGUACAAAAUUGACCAAGUUUCUAUUGGUUAUAAGCCCAACGAAGACACUUUGGUCGAAAUCACAAAUGAGGAUCACCAGAAAUCCUAUGACAAAUUUGUAAAGCUCUUAGACGACGUUGACGACGUCACUGAUUAUUUUACCAAUCUCAAAAAGAAGCAAUCUUAA